Messenger RNA from Dendronephthya gigantea, 9892 nucleotides. RefSeq names its product centrosome-associated protein 350-like. Gene Ontology annotation, molecular function: microtubule binding. NCBI's taxonomy places the organism in Eukaryota, Metazoa, Cnidaria, Anthozoa, Malacalcyonacea, Nephtheidae. The record is from RefSeq and is a predicted model, not a curated record. Gene Ontology annotation, biological process: microtubule anchoring. The transcript has 38 exons. Gene Ontology annotation, cellular component: centrosome. The coding region runs from base 214 to 9435 and encodes 3073 amino acids.
AUUGAUUUAUUCAACUUUCGUUUGUUUAUAAAAUGUCUUCAUCGUAAACGGCGUGUUUACAAAUCGUUUAAAAAACCGAAAAUAUAGUCGAGUUAUCCAAUUCUAUUCUCGCUGGAAUGGAUCGAUCUAUAUAUCUGCAAUCGACUGAGUAUCGUGCUUGCGAUCGCUUGCUUUUGUUGGGGUAGUUUCCGUUGAUAUGCUAAAUUUAGCAACAUGUCAUUUACUGUCCGCAGAGUUGAGGAUCCAACAAUAUAUGUAAGAAGAAACAUUAGGCCUGAUGUAUUUGGCAUAUCAAGUGCUUGGGAUAAUAUUGCUGACAUUAAACAAUCACUAAGCAGACUAGAAGAUGACGUUGUAGCUGCAAAAAAAUGGCCAAAAGUGGCCAAAAACAUUCAUUCUUCGGAUGGCAAAGUUUUAAAAGAAAUUUCAAGUGAAAAACAACAGUUUGGAAAAGUGACUCGCUUUCAACUUUUGGACAAUACUGCAUCAAAAGCGGAGGCAAGGAAACCUAAGGCUGAUUGGUCAAAGGUUUCAGAUAUUUCAUCUAUUCCCAAAGCAGGUUACUCCAACCUGAAUCGAGAAAAAGAUGGCUAUUCACCAACACGUUACACAUAUGGUGUGUCAAAGCCUGGAAAUAUUCACAGUGAACGACCGACUUAUUUUGAGACAACCACAAUCCACCCAACUGUUCUUAAUGAUCCGCCAUCAAGCAAGGAUAGCUCAUUUGCUAAUACAACUGUCAAUAGUUCAUCAUCACAACAGUUCAGUGUAACAUCAUCACCAUCAUUUCAUGGCAAGACAGUUUUAGCAAGAAAUGAAGCUGGUCUGCAGAAGAUCAAGGAGAAGGUUCAAAAACAAAAGGCAAUGCUUUCAAAACAGAAAGACAAAGGUUUGGGUGGUCGAAGACUACAUGAAAGUAAUGAUCAUGUGAGUAUGUCAGAUGAACCAUGUGACCAGAAUGAUGUAAAGUUUUCUUUACCACUGAAAAGAAAGGUUGGCACAAUUUCUGCAUCUGGACCAACAUACAAAGGUUUUAAUGCUGUCUCAGAACCAAAGCAGAAAAAGGUUGAAAAUAAGAAACAAGCAGUUCAAACAAAAAUUCCCAAGGAUACCAAAAACAAGGUGUUGUUGAAACCUCAUCAAAAACAGGAGGGAAAAAAUGCCAAAGGCAAAAUGACGAGAAUUAUUGGCUCUAAAAGGCAACAAGAAGUUAUAACUACAACAUCUUGGCGAGAUGGUCAUGCGAAUGUAAAACGAUUAUUAAACGCUAAAAAAGCCAAAACAGCUGAUAAAGAAACUAAGAAAACAUUGCCUGGGCCUGCAACAGAAAGAACGGAGAAAGGUCCAUUAAAGAAUGACAGGAAAAAUGCAACAUUUCAAGUUUGUUCGCAAUCUGAUGAUGAAAUCAGCGAAGGACGUUUAUCUUCAGAUGAUGAUGUCAUUGAACGCUUCAAUGCAAAAAUUGAAAAGUUUGAGGCUGAGAAAGAUGUGUCAGAGGUUAAAGAUGAAACAUAUAAACCUUCAGAAAAUGUUAGCAUAGAUUCUGAUGAGGAAAAUAUAAAAGACAUUUUGUCUAAAGAAGCAAAAAGUAUGCUCGCUGAUCUUGCACAGGAUAGCUCAGAAGGUGAUGAAGAGCGGAAGUGUAGCCCUUCAAAAAAGAACACUUUAAAAAGGAAGAAAGCACAACCGACUCGAAAACCAACCGAAGAUACAUUUCCGAAAGGGAAAACUCGCCAUUACGACCAGGCCGAAGUUCAGAAAUACAUGGCCCAUCAGCUGGCGGAGCGUAAGAAGAAACAAAAACAAGAAAAGAUUCAGAAAAAGAAAAGAGAAGAAGAGAAACAACAACGUUUGAAGGACUUGUACGAGAGGCAGAAGAAGAGUUUUGCACCAGCAAAGAAAGACAAGCGACUUGGAAAGACUUUCUCAUUUGGAAAUUUUGACAUCAAUAUACCAGGACAGGAAAGAAUUGAUCCUGAAGAAGACAAUGAAGAAUAUAUAAACGAUAAUCAGGUUGUCCAGAAAUCAACGCAAAACGAGUCAGACAAGGAAAACAAAGCGAUUAAUGACAUAAGUAAUGAACCGUUAUCUGAGCCAUGCAGUGACGACGACGGUGACGUCACAUUAACAGGAGAUAUAUCAACCAAUCAGACAUCAGAAGAAACAUCACGUCACAGUUCGCUAGGACCAAUUUUACCUCCAGAACCCAGUGAGGCUCCAUUAGAUCAACGAGUCAAGCGGCUCACUGCUCUCCAGGCUACGGCGCUCGCCCUUCAGUCGCGCCUGCAGACACAUGCGUUACGUCUCAGCGGUGGUACGGAAGGAGCUGUUUCUCAACCUGCUGUCGAAGUUUCAGCACAACCGAAAGCCAGGGAGACUGGAUUCCAGGGAAUAUUACCAGGCGUUGCAAAUAUCAGACAACAGGCCGAUGAAAAUGAAAAACAGUCUACCAGAGCGGCGGCAGCGACUACAAUUCAAGCAGCAUACCGCGGACACACGGUGAGGAAGAGAAAUGAAUGGAAUGAGAGAAAAACCACACAACACUCGAGACGAAACACAACCCAAACGAUAGGUGGAGAAAAUAAUGCUCGUGAUAUGUCACGUGAAGGUAAUGUUGAAGCAAGCUUGUUCCCAGGACCUUCUCUCCGACUGAACAUAGAGGAACCUCGGUUCUCUGAAGGCUCAUCUGAUGAGGGAUCCAUCCAGUUUACAAAUAUUCGGCCGUUUUAUGGAACAGAAACAUUGAAUAACGACCUGAAGCGUUCUCCCGCGAAGCAAGAAAGGAAAUUCCAACUGGAUGACCUCAGAACACGGUCUAACUUUCUUCGUAAUGAUAUCACCACAUCUCAUCUCACGGCUCCAACUGUUCACUACGAGCCAAGAGGAGACAGGUUUAGUGUUAUGAACAUUUUUUCUCGUCGACAUCCAACGUUACCAAUUGACGAUAUUUUAAACGAUGAGCCAGGCUCUGAGACUGCCAGUUUAUUGGAGGUCGACAGAAGGAAAAGUCCUGAUCAAAAUAUUGAAUAUGACGAUGACUUUACAGAUGUCGACAUUUCUUCUGUGACAACAGAGGGGGAUUUAAAGAAGGAUGCAUCAAAAGCUGGAACCUACUCAGAAUGUUUUGAAACAGACGAAGACGUCGAUAAAACGAACACAGAGACGAAGACUAAGUCUGGUCGUUCGACUUCUGGUCGUUCGACUUCAGAAGGAAGAGAUAACGUUUUAUUCACAGAAGUUGAUGUUGAAAAGAAACAGUUAUCGGAACGAGAGAAGCGAAACAGAGUCUCGCCAUUGCAUGAAAAUGACCACAUAUUAAGCUCAAACGAGAAAGAUGGUUUUGUUAUUCCUUCAACUAGGCAACACCGUACUAGGUCCAGCCCCUCUAUUUCUCCGUCGGAGGAAAAUGAACCAAUCAGACGUCGGGUUUACAUCCCUCGACCCAUGGACCGUACUGGCGGCAACAGGCUCUCUCCAGACUCCUUACAACGAAAGCUCACGGCUGAGAUCAAUUUAUUGGAAAAUGUCGAGGAUUCGGUACGUCAAGUAAACGACAUUGAAAGGACCAGAGCUGUUUCAUUAGCACAACAAGAGACCGUGUCAUUGGCACAAAUACUCAAGGCGAAACAACAAACACAUGAACACGAGAUGCAUCAUUUAAGGCUGAAAGCGAAGGAAGAAGCAAUCCAGGCUGCCAGAGAGCUAGAGAAGACUCGACAGGCAGCGGCAAUGGCAGCCUCAUCAGCUGCUGAAAGACUUGCAGAGGUCCAAAGUGAGGCGAUAAAAACAAACGCAGAACAUUCCAGGAAGUACAUAGAAGAGGCAACAAAGAUGACGUCAGAUCUCCUAACUAACACCUCUAAUCAACUUGCGGAAUUUUGUAAAAACGUGACAAGCACAACAAGCGCAGCAGUUGAAGGUCUGCACAAGACAAAACGACCAACUACGACACUUGUCGAACGUGCUACAAGUAUCAGCGAAGGCCACGCGAUGAAUUCCGAACAUAGCACGAGUGAUGAUCGAACUCGCACGGGUGAUGAGCAUACACGCACACGUGAUGUCAUUUCUAACCAAUCAAAAUCAUUUGAAAGUUUAUCUUCCGUAGCGUCACCACGUCAAGCGGGUGGUUACUCAAGCGACGAGUUUGAUUCGUAUGCAAGUCAAACAGCAAGGAAUGACGGUUCCGAUGUAAAAUCAGCAAUCACAGAUCAUGCCUCAUUAACAGCAGAGAGCAUCGCCGAAGAUCUCCCAGAGAAAAGUGUGUCCGAAGAGGAUACGACAAUUCACGAAGAUGAUACGACAGUGAACGACGAUUCUGACUUACGAGAUGGAUCAUUACCAAGGGAACGCUCAAGAAGAAAUCAUGGCUCGGUAUCAUCAAUCCUCGACUAUAGUUCACAAUUUGACGAUUCUUCACAUCCGCCAACGGACGAAGAUAUCGAUUUCAAUUUUCUUUUGCCAUCGAGAGAACAUCGAAGGAAAAGCAUGAAUAGAAUUAAGGAUAUUUCAUUCAGUGAAGAAAAAAGAAAGGAGAAAUCACAUCGUACGCCAUUUGAAAGCGACGACUCUUUCGGUAAAUUCACCGUUGACAUGAUCCAACAAUACGUGCACGAGGAAGAGGUACGAACGAAACAUCAAGCAGCCAUCUUGAGAUUACGAGAGAAGUCUCUGAAAGACAAGACUAAGGCUGAACUGCAAUGGCUAGAACAGAUGAAGAAACAAUCACGUGAUAAAGGAUCUGAUGACGUGAUGCCGUCAAUAAAAAAGCGGGAAAGAGGAAUCAGGAUGAAACAUAAAGCAGAGAAGGAGGAGAUAAAGUGUUUGAAAGCUGCAAAUAGAGCUGCAAGUUUUCAACGACGUUUUAUGAUUUAUCAACAACAAGAAAUACGACGACUACAUCAGGCCACACUGAAUAUCCGGGAGAAAAUCCAGAAAGAUCCGUCAAAAAAAGACCGCAGUUCACGUUCGCCAUCACAGAGUCACCCCAGGACAUCUUCUCCAGUUAAAAAGCAGGACACGCAAUCCACGCCAUCGAGCCGCUCAAAAUCGAAACCUGACCACUCAGCCAAGAGUAUAUCAGAGGAUAUCAGUGGUGAUCAUGGGUCAUCUCAUAUAUCCCCUAAUAACACUGCGUCGUCCUUUCCAUCAUACAGCACUCCAAAGUCGGAGGAUGAGACCCAGGGACGACGAAGCGCCGCAGGGCGAGGUGAAGAAGAACCUUCCAGUAUUCUUCAACUGUUGAGCACCGUUGAUGGUCAGGUUGCCCCUAAUCAAAGUGAAGAACUUGUCAAGAUCCACAAGAUGUUAUUAGAGAGACAACAGAAGUUAGUCAAAGAUGAAUCAGACGUCAACAGUAUGUUACAGAAAGUCACGGAAAUGUUGAAGAAUCAGAGGAAUCUCAGCCAAUCAGCAGCCGCUAUUUCCAACGCUGGCCAAUCAGGAAGCUCUGUUUCUACUGGCGGCCGAUCAAAGGUUGCUAUUUCGGAAGCCAGCGAAUCAAAACUCUCAAACGACACGGGUGGGAAAAGCCCGAGCGAGCAGUCAAUACCGGAAGAGAUUUCACGCACGGCAAAAUCAGUUACGGACGAAGCAAAGACGGAGAGUGCCGAAAGAACGGCAAAUGAUUACGAUAACGCUACGUUUGAAUCCGAUGACAGUACGCCGCGAUCACGACGAUCUAUGACAUCACAGCAUAUGACGUCACAAAAUGGUGAAGCGAAUGUUGAGGACGAGAUACUUUCGUUGACUGAAACUUCUGACCAGAGUGACGUUGAGGAAAGAGUAAGAAGGUUAAAUGAGGUAUUAGAGAAAGAAAAAAAGAAAGCGGAGCUGCUCGAGAGAAAAAAGCAAAAAAUUAAACGAAGUGUCAUGAAGAAAGAAGCCCUGAAACUUGAGAUAGAAAUAAAGAAUACAAGAGAUGAUAUUCAUCGAAAAUUAGCUGAGAUCAAGACCGCGUCUGCCGGUGCGCAGAAAACAUCCCCGGUGUCAAAUGAGAAUAUCUCAAUCCGCUCUAAAAAAGGACAAACAUCACAGAAGCCAACUGGUUAUACUACGCCAUUGUCCAGUCAAACUUCACCAAGGUCUGACAGGUGGAGUGAUGGUAAAGAAAGAAAUGUUAGGUCGUGGGGUGAGUCUUCAUCAUCGCAUGAGGUAGAGGAAUCGUUUAUUGAGGUUAUUGAUGAUGAUGAAUGCUCAAAGACAAACGAUGGGAAAAGACGAAGUUGGUCAGAAAUAUCCAGAGUCUCAGCACAGAGUGAUGAAACAGACAUUCCAGAAGAAUUGCCAUCUAAAGAGAAAGAAGAAUCGAUUGUUGAAAUCAUAGAUGUUUCCAUUCCUGAUGUAGAGAUGAGAGGUGCACAAAAUGAUUCAGACCCAGAAAAAACAAUAACAAAUAAGACGUCAAAAAUACCACCUUCGGAUGCAAAGCGACCCACGUUUGAAUCAGAACCUCCGGUUUCUCCUCCUGGCGACUCCUCUGAUAUCCUGGAAGACGUUUCUGAACAUUCGCAGAGUACGACAAGCGUCCCCGAACAAGUGCCGAGCAUUGCCGAAGAUGAGGCGAGUAAAAGUUCCGAAAUUCCAGAGGAAAUUUCUGAGAGGUCGUACACACCCAUACCAAGUGAUGAAAGUAUCUCGGAGGAAUACUCGAAAGUCGCUAAAGAUACUCAUUCAAAAGCAUCUGGCUUUUCACAUUCACCGAAAAGCAGCAAAGAUAUCAGUUCAAAAACUGCAAACUUUUCUUACGGAGAUGAUACUUUCGAGUACACUGAACCAGGCGGUAGUAUUGGUCUCGAAAUCAAAACAUCACCUGAAAAGUCACGAAGUAUUUCAGAGCAUUUGACGGGCCCUGCCGAGGAAAGUCCGAGCGUUCCCAAUGAACGUUCCUAUACGGAACCUGAAAGUGACAAAUCUGACCGAUUGUCAAGUAGUGACCGUCUCAAGAAGCAGUCUCAAAGUGACGCUGAGAAAAAUCUAACCAAAAACACCCGAGGGCGUAGCGAAGAUUCGGACGAUAGUUUGUCUUCCGAGAUAACGAUUUCUGAAAGAAGUAUCACGUCAUCUAGAUCAACAACUAAGGUUGAAAAAUCAAGAAAUUAUGAACAAGAUACGACAGUAAAACCAACAGUUCCUAAAAUGCAGUCAACAAGAAUAGAGGAGCAACGAAGGUUAUCUCAUGAACAUGAUGAAACUCAAUCCUCUCCAAGAGUCGAUUCGACCGAAAGCCGUUCAGAGUCCCCGUCGAUCGCCGAAGAUAUUGUUAGUAAUCAUGAAGAUGAGUCGGAAGGUGGAAGUUUCAGAGACGAGUUGAUUGAAGGGAGAAAAGAAGAUGAAAUUAAAGAGAUGGACAAAAUUGGACAAGAACCAAAUUUAGAAGAAACUGGAGUAAAAAACAUUACUUUAGAUGAAAUAAACAAUGAAUUUAGAGUGGACGAAAGUGGAUUAUUGGAUCAGGCAGCAUCAGAUAAACAUGGCUUAAAUGAGGUGAAACAGGGCGUUUGUGAAGAUGGCCAGAAAGUCCUUUCAUCGCCGGAAAGUGUCGCUGAUGUCUCGCCAGUUCUCAAACGUAAUGAAGACAGCAGAUCGCACAGCUCGCGGUCAUCACAACUUGGCACGAACAAGAUCGAGUAUUCCAAAGACUCUGGGGAUGAGAUCCAAUAUUCUGACGAUUUCGAUGAUGCCAGUAUUCCUGAAGAAAUCUCGGAAAUUGAUGAAGAACUUGCAGACGAUGCCAGCAACGAUGAGGACUCUGCAAAGUUUAUAACCAACAACAAAACCACGGAGGAUGAUCAGGACACACGGGGGCUUGGAUACGAGUUACGUGAACAUGAAAGUGAAUAUGAUGAAAACACGAAUAAGUUACAUUCUCAACAUGUGCUUGAUAACAUCACUAAUGACUUAUAUAAAAAUAUUGUAGCUGACUCUCUGAAUACAAUGAAGAACUUAACCAAACAAUCGGAUGGACAAGAACAAAGUGAAACGAACCAACAAAAUAGAAAGACUUUAACUAAAGCAGUUUCCACACUUAGCAAAAAUCUCGUCGAUAGGGAAGGAUCCAUUGGUGCAAACAUGGUUGAAAGUGGUGAUGCAAGACGUUCUAGCGGAGGACAUAUUUGUACGGAUGUUAUUACUGAAAGUCCGGAUACAAAAACAAACAAAGUCGGUAUUCAUGAUGAUGAUAGUGGUGAUGAGGUGGUAUAUGUGGAUAAAUAUGUUAGUCGUACAGAUACGAUCACAGAUGGACAAAUAGAUACAAAGAGUGAAACAGGUCAGGUUAGGAAAGAGCAACCAGGAACAUUUAUCGCUACUGCAGGGGUCACCCUCGAAGAUGAUACAGAUAGGGUGAAAAGUGGUAAAACAGAGACGGCAAGGAACCAAGGAAAUACCACUAUUGAUAAUAUUACCAAAGACUUACUGGCGGAUGCAAUCAUGCAAAUGAUUGAAAUAAAACGAUAUAAAAAUGAGAGAAAUGCCAGAUUGGCGGAAGCGGUGGAAAACAAAGCGUCAGAAGCUGCAACUGCGCGAACUUUACCUGAGUUGUCUCCAAGUAAGGAAAUUGUUCAAAAAACGACGUCCACAGAGAAUAUUCCGGAGAUUAAAUCCCAGAUUGCCGAUGAAACUGCGGUAAAUAACGCCCUGAUGAUCGCGAAAACAAACCAAAUUUUAAACGAAGAUGCUUUGAGAAGUAUAGAUGAUGACAUUGCAGGACUUUUAGGUACACCUCUUGAUGAUGAGGAUGAAUUUCCUGUAAAUGUUACAAACUUCAGCGCUGAUGCAACGUCUGAUAAUGAACUACCCGAGUAUAGUCCCAUGAUUGCCGUUCCACAUAACAUAGAAGAACUAAUACCGAUGGUUAACUCUACUGUUGAUGUUUUGCUUGAACAACGCCGAUUGGGGAUGCCGCUGAAUGACUGCAUACCGACGGCUCAUUUCCUAUCAGGAGAAACUGAAAACGAUUCAGAGUGUGUCAGCAUUCAAUCAUAUCGACAUCUUGUUUUUGAUCUGACAAAAGAAGUUGUUAUCGACACUAUUUCUCAAAAUGAACCAGCCACGCAACCUCCGUGGGCUAAGACGAAAUGGAAAAGCGGGCAAAAAUUAUCACGAAAUUUUAAGCGGUGGAAAAGCGAUGAAGACAUACGCGCGGCCGUCCUUGAACGAGUCACGAAUAUAAUUGGACUGGGAGCUCCACGAGCAACAAUGGCGACGUUACCGCGCAAGACACCUGUUCGCGGGAAUAAGAAGGAUAAUGUGGACGCUAUUCUAAUUGAAGAACUGAGACAGGAGGAACCAUUAUGGACCGACUAUCAAGAGGAUGAAACAAAUGUCAAAUUUCAAGUUGCAGACGCCAUUUUGAAUAUGUUAUUAGAAGACACAGCGCGUGUAUUUAGUGCUAUUCAAGCAAAGACAAAUGUGCCUGAUAAUGUACUUGUUGUUUAGGUUGACGUAAGUCCACAUAAUUUAGGAGCAUUCCAUUUUGGAAGCAACAUAAAACGUGAUGAUGUAGUUUGAUAUUUAGGUUGGGGUAAAUAGUUUUCGAUUUGUUACUUUAUAUUGUUAGUUAUCCCGGGAGUAAUAUAAACGCCAAGUUUUAUUGGCUUCGCUGCUGACAAUUUUGCCUGUUGUGUUGACGUUAUAGUUCAUACUAUAGUGAGUUGUGGUUGUCAUGCAUUGUGCAUGCAAAAAAAGUUACUGUUACAUGGUAGCUUAUUGUAGGGGCAGAAAAACUAGAAUGAAAUGUGUUAGGAAAAGAUAAGCAUUAUAUUGUAAAUCUUGAAAUAUUUCUGUAAAUAAUAUUGUUUCAAAAAAAAAAAGUAGUGUGUAUUGAGAAGAUUUUUUGAAGGGAGAAAAAGACAGAAGCAGGGUCGAGCCUGUUUGGUUUCCCCGUAAUGGUUCC